Molecule: messenger RNA, 2456 nt
Organism: Lineus longissimus
Lineage: Eukaryota; Metazoa; Nemertea; Pilidiophora; Heteronemertea; Lineidae
Product: BTB/POZ domain-containing protein KCTD9-like
Exons: 9
Coding region: 89-1288 (399 amino acids)
Biological process (GO): protein homooligomerization
Molecular function (GO): protein binding
Source: RefSeq, a predicted model, not a curated record
AUGGUGUUGAUAAAUCGUGGUUGAUCAAUUUCUGUUGUUUAUUUCUUGUCAAUUUGCCAUCAGGCAAAGAUAUCCUGUGGCUUUUAUUAUGAAAAGAGUAACCUUGUUUCUGUGGGGCACAAGGAACAAUGGAAAGAUAAUUUGUGUACAGGAUUCAGAUAGUUUAGAAGAUGUCCUGGCUAAUGCUGGUCAGAAGUUGGGCAUCUCUGCCGCUCGUAUCUUUACAGAGAAAGGAGGAGAGGUGGACGAUGUAGCUCUUCUCCGAGACGAUGAGGUCCUUUUUGUGUCUCAAGAUGAAACCGCUGAUUUGAGCUCAUCGACAGAAUCUACCCUGAAUGAUCACUACCCAAUGCUAGCUGUUGAAGAAGGCGACUGGGUGACGCUAAAUGUUGGAGGACGUUAUUUCACCACGACUAGAAGAACUUUGACAGCUAAUGAACCUGACUCCAUGCUCGCCAAAAUGUUUGAUAACUCAAAACCCACAGGGCUGAAUUGGACUAGUCGGAAAGAUCCUAAUGGAGCAUACCUGAUAGACAGAAGUCCAGAUUACUUUGAACCUAUACUCAACUACCUAAGACACGGGCAGCUCAUACUGAAUAAAGGCAUUAAUCCUCUUGGUGUUUUAGAAGAAGCCAAGUUCUUUGGUAUCAUGGGUCUAGCAGAAGAUUUGGAUUCUAUAAUCAAUGAAGACGAGCCUCCUGGCGACCAGACCCCCAUCACCAGAAGAGAAUUUGCUUUAUCUUUGAUGUUCACUUCAUCAAAUAGUCAACUUAGAUGCCAGGGAAUGAACUUCUCUGGUGCUGAUUUAUCAAGGCUAGAUCUGCGGUAUGUGAAUUUCAAGCAUGCAACAUUAAAGAAGGCAAAGCUAGCCGGGACGAAUCUAUCCUGUUGCAACUUCGAGCGAGCAGACCUGUCACAAGUCAUACUGGAUGGUGCCAAUCUUCUGGGGGCAAAGUUUCUCUGUGCUAAUUUGGAAGGUGCUUCAAUGAGAGGGUGUAAUUUUGAAGAUCCUGCAGGGAGUCGUGCCAAUAUGGAAGGUGCCAACAUGAAGUCUGUCGACCUUGAAGGGAGCCACAUGGCAGCUGUCAACUUACGUGUGGCAACUUUAAAGAAUGCCAACCUUCAGAACUGCGACCUGAGAGCUGCUGUUCUUGCUGGAGCGGAUCUUGAGAACUGUGACCUCUCUGGGUGUGACCUGCAAGAAGCCAAUCUCCGAGGCGCCAAUCUGAAGGGUGCAACGUUUGAACUGAUGCUGAAUCCUCUCCACAUGUCGCAGACCAUCAGAUGACAGUGACGCCACCUAUUGGAAAAUCUUGCCAUGCAUUUCUCGUGUGUACUUGAUGUAAACAAUCAUAUCAGUAUGUAUCAUAUCUUAAAGAGGGAAUGAUUCACACUCGGCUGAAUGUAUUUUGUCCUGUAGGAAGGUUAUGGUAUCGAUGAAAUUCAGAAGACCUCAAUAAUCCUGUCUUCUAUUGUGGGGGUGGAUGAUCAUGAAUACUUGCUAUUGCUAUAGUCAAAAUGUUCCUAUAUUUAUGUAUGCAUUGGUCACUGUGAUGCAGGGAGAUUAGGUAGGAGGGAGGUGUGUAAGUGUAAGUUUCAUCAAGUGCCCGAUAGGUGUCUCUGUUUAUCUCACAAUGCACAGUUCAUGCUUGCACAAGGGCUUCUUCAUUCUCUAGUCAAACGGGGCCCAGUUCCCUAUAACUGAGCAUAUUAGUCAAGUGGGUAUGACGAACUGGACAUCCUAGCUCCUGCCUCGAGUACUCCAUUUAGCAUGAUGGUUGUCCUUAUAUAAUGUAUAAUCAAAGUAUCAAUAAAACUUUCAGCAUUGGUUGAUUAUGUUAAAGUUGUUUAGCAAUUCGCUAUCGUGCAUUUCAGCAACACUGACACUAUGGCAGGUCACAGUGUCAUGGUGCAAUGCAUUGCCAUUGCGUAAAAUCAUCUUGGAAUCACCUGUAUCAUGUAUAUUUGAAACAGAUUAGUCAAUUUUACUAAUAUUUUUGUCUCUGAUGUGAACUAACAUGUAUAAAUUAUUGUUAAUGUAAUGUGGACGUCGUGAGAUGUAAUCUCUUUUUUAAAGUUUGAAUUUGUGUCUGCAUCAGUUUCAGGGUUAUUUUUAGUUUCAAGUAAUCGAGUAGUUCCAUCUUUUUAGCCCAGAUGGCGCCAACUGAGGUCCCCUGUCUGAGGCUGAUGAGGAAACUCACGAAACUCUAUUGGGGAGAUGUAAUCUCUUUUUCACCCAAUCAUGUAUAGAACUGUUCAAUGUUAAGCUGGGAAAGACUGGCAAUUCUCUGCAGGAAGCAAGAUUUGAUAGUCAUGUAGAACUUGCAGCAGUUGUCAAUUUCACCAACACCCUUGCAUGAUUUUCUGUUGAUGCCGUUGCAAUUGCUUGCCACAUUCAUUUGGCCCCCGAGGAAACCAACUCAUGUUGAUUUGAAUAAAUAUUUUUUUUAAUAUGA